AUGCAGCCUGAGCAAACUGUGCCGCGGCUACAGAGCACGAGGUCUGUUUCGAGUGCGUUCACUUGUGCCAUCUCAUUGGCUAGGGGCUUCGAGGGCGCAGGAUCCGCUCGAACGGAAACCGCCUUUUCUGUGACGCUGUGGCGACGCCCUUCUGCUGACCCCAGUUAUGGGCGGCGGUCUGUGAGGCGGAAGGUUCCACCUACGCACGCACGAUUGUCUGGGCAGAGCCAAGAGGAAGCUCGACACGUAGCGAUCUGUGGCGGCGGCUCUUUUGGGAGCGCUAUGGCGUUUGCCUUGGCUAACAAUGGUCACCAGGUUGUGCUGCUUGUUCGUCGAGCGGAGGUCGCAGAGACGAUCAACAAGGAGCGCACAAACCCUCGCUACACUGCGUUAGUUCCAGGCUUCCGGUUUCCAAAGCUUGUUCGAGCGACCACGGACCCCGAAGAUGCUCUGAAAGGCUGCUGGUUAUGUGUUCAUGCUGUGCCGGUCCAAGCGAGCAGAGCUUUUCUCGUGGAGAGCGUUCGCCCGAAUUUGGCGCCCGGAACACCGAUUCUGUCCACAAGCAAGGGUAUUGAGGUUAGCACAGGCAACUUUAUGUACGAGAUUUUCGACGACGUAUUCGGUAAAGAGCGUCCGGUGCCAUGCAUGUUUCUCUCGGGACCCUCUUUCGCCCAUGAGAUGUUGGCCGAUCUUCCGGCAGCCGUCGUCCUGGCCUCGCAUGACGCUGCUGCAUGUGCGAGUAUUGCAGCCGCUAUUAGCUCACCAGCACUGAAAGUAUUUCGCUCGAGCGACGUUGUUGGCGUUGAAAUUUGUGGCGCUGUGAAGAACGUUAUCGCCCUUGCUGCCGGCAUCUGCGAGGGACUUGGUCUCGGUAUGAACGCGACAGCUGCGCUGGUGACUCGCGGCUGCUCGGAGAUGCGGCGCCUUGCGCGGAGUUUUGGUGCUCGUCCGGUGACUGUGGCCGGCCUCAGUGGCGUAGGCGAUACGUUUAUGACCUGCUUCGGCACGAGCAGUCGGAACAGAACGGUUGGCUACCGCCUGGGUCAGGGUGAAACCCUUGCUCAUAUUUUAGAGACUUCGAGUCAGGUCGCUGAAGGCGUGCCGACGGCAAAGGCAGUUGCGAGUCUCAUUGAAAGGCAGUUUCCGCACUUGAACCCCAUGAGACGAGCGUUGAAGUUUCCGAUUCUGUUAGGCGUCAUCGACGUCCUAGAAAAUCGUCAAAGUCCGAGAGAGAAGCUCGAGGAAUGGAUGGAUCGGAAAGCACGAAUCGAAGACUGA
This is a messenger RNA of Cyanidioschyzon merolae strain 10D, 1278 nucleotides long. Its product is annotated as similar to glycerol-3-phosphate dehydrogenase. Gene Ontology annotation, molecular function: NAD binding; glycerol-3-phosphate dehydrogenase [NAD(P)+] activity. The record is from RefSeq and is a predicted model, not a curated record. Bases 1 to 1278 code for a protein of 425 amino acids. Gene Ontology annotation, cellular component: cytosol; glycerol-3-phosphate dehydrogenase (FAD) complex. Lineage: Eukaryota; Rhodophyta; Bangiophyceae; Cyanidiales; Cyanidiaceae. The transcript has a single exon. Gene Ontology annotation, biological process: glycerol-3-phosphate catabolic process; carbohydrate metabolic process.